Drosophila willistoni is the source of this 968-nucleotide messenger RNA. RefSeq names its product fat body protein 2. NCBI's taxonomy places the organism in Eukaryota, Metazoa, Arthropoda, Insecta, Diptera, Drosophilidae. Gene Ontology annotation, molecular function: oxidoreductase activity, acting on the CH-OH group of donors, NAD or NADP as acceptor. Bases 30 to 812 code for a protein of 260 amino acids. The record is from RefSeq and is a predicted model, not a curated record. Gene Ontology annotation, cellular component: cytoplasm. The transcript has 3 exons.
UUGAAAGCAAAUUUUCAUUCAAUCCAAUCAUGGCAUAUCGUGGAAAGAAUGCAGUAGUCACUGGCGGAGCAGGCGGCAUAGGGCUACAGGUGGCCAGGCAAUUGCUAUCGAAUGGUGCAGCGAAGGUGGCCAUAAUUGAUUUGCAGGAUAAUUUGGAAGAGUUUGUCAAGCUACGAGCUGCCCAUCCGACCCAGAGUGUAAUGAUCAUCAAAAUGGAUGUGGCCAAUCGUAAGGGAAUCGAGGCCACCUACGAGGAGAUUGUUAAAACCUUUGGCAGCAUUGAUAUAGUUGUCAAUGUGGCUGGCAUUUUCAAUGAUAAGGAUGUGCAACGGACUUUGCUGGUCAAUUUGGGUGGCAUUAUGAAUUCCACACUGAGUGCCCUGCAGUAUAUGAACAAGGAGAAUGGCGGCAAUGGUGGUCUGAUCGUCAACAUGAGCUCGGUGGUAGGUUUGGAUCCAAUGUUCAUUAUACCAGUCUAUGGAGCCACCAAAGCGGGCAUUAUUAACUUUACCCGUUGUCUGGGAAAUGAUCAGUUCUAUCAACGAUCGGGCAUUAAGUUUGUCACAGUUUGCCCGGGAGCCACUAUGACCGAUAUGUUUACCAAUUUCACGGAGAAGAUCAUUUUCCCGGAGACUAGCGAUGAGACCUACAAAAUAUUGGAUAGGCUCAAUAAACAAAGUGCCACCGAUGUGGCCAGAUGUAUCCUCAGUGUGUUGGAUAAGGAAAAGAAUGGAGCUGUCUAUGUCAUUGAGGGAAAACGAGUCUUUCCACUCGAAUUAAAGCAACAAUGGACAGGUAAGGAACACGCAUAGAACAAUCGAGGACGGGAUAACGAGAGAGAGAGAGAGAGCUGUUGCAUCAUCUUUAACAAAUCCUUCUACAAAUACAUAUACAUAUAUUAUAUUCCAAAAUUAGCAUUUAAUAAAAACAUUUAUUGGUUAGCUAAUCCUGGCGCCACUUAACCAAAA